Molecule: messenger RNA, 2703 nt
Organism: Ostertagia ostertagi
Lineage: Eukaryota; Metazoa; Nematoda; Chromadorea; Rhabditida; Trichostrongylidae
Source: the annotation of a GenBank genome assembly
AUGGAAUUGUUGGAAGAGGGGGAGGACGGAGCUCUGCAUGAUGAUGUAGAUGACGAUGAGUCUUUGGAGCUGGUCUUCACGGACAACAAUGGCAGUUUUGCUUCACGUCGAGCUCUGGAACAGUUCAAAGGUAGGAAUCGCCAGUAUGGAAACGCUGUGUGCCCUGAAUGCAAACAAUCCUUCGUCAAUGCAGCAAGAUUGGAGAGGCACUUAGCUGUGCAUCAGGUCUUUGGCGCAUUUCUUUGUCCUUUGUGUGGCAAAACCUACAAAUACGAGUACAACUUGUUUUUUCAUUGGCGGAAAACAUGCCAGUACCUCAACGACUUGAUCGGAGUCGAGCAAAGAAAGAAUUUGGACGUACAUUCUCUUCGCCUUCUCGUGGAAGAAGUUGUUGUGAAAAGAAGUGAAACUGAGCCGGUGGAGAUAGGCAUAUCAACGAACGCGUUGUUCCAAGGAGGCUCAACAUCUUCACAGCUCGAAAUGCCAAUCGACCCACAAAGUCCACUGGCUCGUGCUUGUACCAUCUGCGGUAUUCUGGUUCAUAAAGAUCAUCUUCCUCAACAUGAAGUACUUCAUAACGCAACCACUGAAUCUGGUCUACGAAUUAUCGACAUGAAAUCACCCACAGGUGGUUACUUUUGCGACCUGUGUGGUGUAGCCUUUCGGAAUAGGGAUAAUCUGUUCACUCAUUGGCGAUCCAGUUGUCCUGAGAUUAUGGCAAGUCCUGAUAGAAACAUUGUGGAGGAGGUUGACCCUACUGCGAUUCAUCGUGACGGAAAACAUGGUCGGGAUGGCAAGAGCCUGAGUGUAGAACAGUACAAGGAGUCGUGUCCAUCGUCAGCCGAUCCGGAAGGGAAGGCUUUGGUGUUCAUGGACGAUUAUGUGGAUCCCGCUGACACUCUGGUAAAUAUUGAUGGAGAAUUAGUCAACGUCAUAUCGGCUGAUAGAGGAAAAUGGAAUAUCCCUGAGGACGGGAAACCGCUAGAGUGCCCCGACUGUUUCAGGCAGUUUGCGAAUGCGGGUCGACUUGAGCGACACAUCUCUGGGUUUCAUUCCCAUUAUGGGGCUUUCAAAUGUUUGCUCUGUGGCCAUAGGCAGUUUGCGAAUGCGGGUCGCCUUGAGCGACACAUCUCUGGGUUUCAUUCCCAUUAUGGGGCUUUCAAAUGCUUGCUCUGUGGCCAUAGGUUCAAAUAUGACUACAAUCUUCUCUUUCAUUAUCGUCACAGCUGCGCUUACACAAAACUACUUGUGGGUGCUGACGUUCGAAAACUGGUAGCUAGACGCUGCUUCUCUGAGGAGGCUCGUUUCGCAGAUCAAGGAAUCCGAUCCACAAUUACGGCCUGGAGUACGUUUUUAGUGCUUGCAUUCGUUACUGUCGUUUGGAAAAGUUCAAGGCUGAUCAACGUGAAAAGGAGGCCGUCCCUCAAAGCUGUACCAAGAAACGUUCGCGUAAACGAGGCUUCCGUUCCCAAGAUUCGAUCGAAAAGUAGUCUGCAGGAAGGCAAGAAGUGUCCUGUCUGUGGUGUGCUUUUUUAUGGUCAGAAGUCUUUGGAUAAACACAUUGGGACUGUGCACUUGUUGAACCGUGCAUUUCUGGAUAAAGCAAUUACAAGAGAGAACACAUCACCAAUAUCAAGAUCUCCUGUCGACGUAGAACUCAACAAGUCAAGUUCUGCACAUGGGGGUGAGCUUCUGAAAAUGCCUCCUGGACGAAAGGACAUCUCGGGUAAAGAGACGAAUGAAGGUGCUAGAGCGACAGAAGAAUCGGAAGCACCGCCAGUUCUCGAAAUGCAAACGCCAGGUGAAGCUGUUCCCCCUCCUACCCGCUGUGUGGAUGUAAGUGGCAAGGAAAUCAAUGAUUUCGAUUCCGAACAACUAUCGGAAAUCGACGUAAUGCUCUAUACAGGGCAGCUUACACUUGGAGAUCUCGUAAUAACGUCUGUGUACGGGGAAGACAUUGAGUACCGUAUUAGCCGCGGGACCCGUCAUGGAGUUCAAAUUGUCCUUGAAAAGACUGACAAAGCGUCCAGCUUUUCGCAAAGAAAAGAAAGUGAGCGCAUCGAAGAACACACUGAUGGACAAGAAAGGCGCGAGUACUCUCAAAAAAGCAAGUCUGAACCGGAUUAUCUGAGAAAUCGGAGUCGUAAUCACCAUCAUGAGGAUAGCUAUCAGGAGGAGGAGGAAAAUGAUAACUAUACUGAUGAAGGCGAGAUGGUGCAAUAUGUUGAGGAAGAAGCGCAGAUGGAGUACGAGAACGACGACUAUGUGGAUUAUGAAGUCGACGACACAGCAGAGCCUCACAAGAGAGAACGAAUGGUUCGAUUUGUGGACGAGGAAGGGCAGCAUCUUGUGCAGUACAUGAAUGAAGAAGGCGUGCAGUGUGAAGGCUACGUGCAGUUCGUAGAUGAUGAAAACGGACAGCAUGUUGUGGGACUGAUCGAUGGGGAAGAAAUCAUUGAUUACCUUGAUGGCGAAAGUAUCGAAGGUGCGAAUCUAGCCGAAUUGAAGUCGCACGUAUCUUCAUCCUCCAAUGCAGAAGGCGAGAUUCUCGAUGAGCAUAUGAGUAACGGAGAACGACGCGAAGAACACUACACUGUCGUACCGGGUUCUUCUGUCAACAAUAACAUGCCGGAAGAUUUCAUGCAGGGAAACAUAUUAGAGGUAGUGUCUUUUACGUUGUAUUUUGAAUUUGCUUUCACUUGA